This is a messenger RNA of Acanthaster planci (crown-of-thorns starfish), 2390 nucleotides long. RefSeq lists its product as uncharacterized. The record is from RefSeq and is a predicted model, not a curated record. Lineage: Eukaryota; Metazoa; Echinodermata; Asteroidea; Valvatida; Acanthasteridae. Gene Ontology annotation, cellular component: membrane. Gene Ontology annotation, biological process: G protein-coupled receptor signaling pathway; cell surface receptor signaling pathway. Gene Ontology annotation, molecular function: G protein-coupled receptor activity; protein binding.
UGUGAACUUAAGUGCAAUUAUCUACCAAAACAACAAGUUGUUCCGUUCCCCGACUCUUCGCGCUACUGAAAUCCCUGGUGAAUUCCGGCGUUCCGUUGGCAGUCACAUCAUUUCUGUGACAGUGGAAGGAGUCCAGAUGAAGCAUUUACCAUCUUCCGUCACGACUGAAUUCUACCCAAUUGAUAGCGACAGUAAAAGUGAGAGAGUGGAUGCGUAUGAAUGCAGGUCAAAGUGCGUCUACUGGGAUUUCACCCUCAAUAAUGGCUUUGGUGACUGGUCCAACAAGGGAUGUAGACGGCAGUUUGAUCAUGAGAAAAAAAUCGUUUGUGUAUGUGAUCAUCUGACCAGCUUUGCUGUACUUGUGGAUAUUUAUGGGAGAAGCAGCGUUGCCCUUGACGUCAUCAGUAAACUCAUAUGCACUUUGUCUACACUGGCUAUUGUUGGUACCUUGAUAACCCAUCUCGCCUUCAGGAGGUUCCGUAGCAGACAACCACAUCGGAUCCUGAUCAACCUCUGCUUUGCCCUGCUUGGAUUGUACGUCAUUUUCUUGACAGGUAUUGAAGCUCCUCCUUGUGGGACAUGGUGUAGCAUUGUAGCUGUCCUCAUGCAUUACUUCACUCUUGCUGCCAUUUUGUGGAUGGCCGUGGAGGCUAUCAACCUAUACCUCCUGCUGGUUAGGUUGAUGACCGGCAACGUUACCCACUUCAUGAAGAAAGCGUGUACUGCAGCCUGGGGAUUUCCAUUGGUUAUUGUGAUCCUUGUUCUUGCUGUAGACCACACACAAUAUUCGGACAACAAACACUGCUUCUUGAAACCUGGUAAUGCCUUCUACUUCGGUCUGCUCCUCCCAAUUGGACUGAUCCUUCUGUUAAACUUCGUCAUCUUUGUUGCUGUCAUGCGCCAGCUAAAGCGUAACGCCAAUAAAAUGGCCAGCCAAAACAGGCGCCAGACCACCGUGCAACGCCUGCGGAAUGCUGUGGGCAUCUCAGUGCUGCUUGGUUUGACCUGGAUCUUCGGACUCCUGGCUAUUGUCCAAACAUCCACCUUCGUUUUCCAGGUGCUCUUCGCUGUCUUCAACUCUGCACAGGGUUUGCUGAUCUUCGUCUUGUUCUGUGUCAGGCAGGCGGAGGUUCGCCAAGAGUGGCGACGUGUCAUUCAGCCCGUGCUGCGCCGUCUGGGUUUAAGGUGGAAUAUCUUUGCCGGAAGUCAGUCUGAACCCAAUGAUAUCCCUCUCUCGCGACAGAGUACCAGUGGUACCCUUACUACUAGGGUUUCCCUUGGCCUUUCUUCUUUAGAAGUGGAUUCUGAGGAAGGGGAAGAGCUGAAAAUAAAGUAAAUGACAUUAUGAACUUACUUUGACUAAAAGAAUUGUUCAUGAACUACACAAUUACAUUUUUACAAAGACAAACAUCACAGUAAUCAGUGUUUAUGCUGCAGGGGAUCUUUUCUUUCUACGGUUGGCAGUCGUCAUAGAACGUGGUGUAAUUAGGAUUUGCUGUAUUUGAUGUAUCUAUUGUUACAUUUACAGGUGGAAAACAAAUCCAAAACAAGUACAAAAAAUAAAAAGGAAACAAAAGGUGUAUUAACACGAUUUGUCCAAUUUUCAAGAAAUAGUAUUCUAUGUGUUUUAGUGUUUCAUUCGUAUUAGAAAUGAAAAAAGGUUGUGCAACAAAUUGUUGAGGCUAAAAAACAAACAAAUAAAGUUUGCCAAUGCUCUUUCAUGCUGAGGGCCUAAAUGACAUGCGCAGUGUUUAUCUGUUUUUGGAUGUAAAAGAUAACGGUUAUAUCCCAAAUAAACUGAUAAAUUUUGUAGGCCUAUAUUUUCUUAUUCAAGUAGUUCUGUAGAAUCUGUUUCAUUGAUUACAAUAAUGAUAACUAAUUUACAUGUAGUAUUUUCUUUAAAUGACAUUAUUUGUAAUUGGCCAUAUUCUUAAAAAUGCUUGUUUAUUUCAAUUAAACUAGUGCCAUAAAUACGUAAGGGCUGAAUGGAAAAGGGCAAGGCGAGGGAAAAGGGGGACACUGAUCUGUUCGUUUCGAAUUUUGGCAAAACAUUUGCGUUGAUUUAUGACUCAAUCUGCCCCAUACAUAUGUCCUAAAUAUCAACCUGUGUGAAUUUUGGCUAACUUUCUGUGUUUCAAUAGUUUGAUCUUCAGAAAACUGAAGUGAAAACUUUAUCAAAUAUCGACUUGUCCUAAUGCAAAUUAUUAUAUUUUCAACGCUGAGCGCCUAAGUUUUUUUUUUUCCUUGAAGUGGAGCUAUACGGCUCCAUUUAUUACCUCUUGUCAAAAAACACAAGUACCCCCAGUAUACACAACAAUCUAGUAUCGGUUUUUUUAUUUGUUGAGCCACUGUUGGUAACGUCCAUUGACUCCCACAGGUCGCAAGCACAG